Messenger RNA from Entrophospora candida, 1116 nucleotides. Lineage: Eukaryota; Fungi; Glomeromycota; Glomeromycetes; Entrophosporales; Entrophosporaceae. The record is from the annotation of a GenBank genome assembly.
AUGUUAGAAUAUUCAGAGCCCGAUUUAGUUGAGGAUGAAGACGAAGAAUCACUAAGAAUGAUCUUUUUUUUGGCUAUCUUGCAUCGUUGUUUAGCAGUACUUGGAUUCGGUAAUGCAUUUGCUGAACCCUUAGCAGUAAUUAUAUCACUAAUUGCUUCUGGUGAUAACACUAACUACGUUAUAAUAUACAAUUUGAGAAUGACGCAACUAUUGCGGAGCAAUGACCCAAAGGGUCUAAAUAUUUUUGAUUUACCCGAAUUACUUGAAAUUAUUUUCUCAUAUCUAGCAAAAGAUAAAUCGCUUUACCCAACUCUCUUAGUUAAUAGGCUUUGGUACCACUGUUCCGCUCCUAUUCUAUGGCAACGCAUUGAGUUUUUUACAGAAAAAGAUUAUCAGAGAGGUCGGCGUGGUCGUAAGAUGCCUCGAGUUCUUACUCGGCAAUUGAUAAACUUUGAAAGAAUUAUGUGUGGGAAAAUAAAGCCUCACUAUUGUUCAAAGAUGGUAUAUCUCAGAAUAGAAGGUUUAAAAAUCAACGCAUCUUUGAUUAGUGCGAUUCUUCGCUCAUGUCCAGAUAUACACACUCUUAUUCUUGACCGAAGUGUUGGUUUAUCUAACAAACCAAUUAUAGAAAUUGCGAGAUAUUGUCCAAAGCUAUUACAUCUGAGUCUUAAUUCAUGCAUGUGUCUCACUAAUCGAUGUAUCACUGAAAUUGCUCGCUCAUGCCCAAAACUUAGACAUCUUGAGCUUGGUAAUUGUUCGAUUGGUAAUAAAGCUGUCGAGGAAAUAGCCCGAAACUGUAAUAAUUUGAAAUAUCUCGGUUUGAAAGGAUGUAAUGGGAUUAGCGAAGAAGUGAUGAAAAAGCUUAAUUCUAAAAUUAAAAUCGAACAUCCAGAUUAUUCCAAUGAUGAAUUUUCAGAUUCAGAUCUACCUCCACUUGUUCCAGAUCCAUUAAGGGUAUCUCGAACUGUUAUCUUUACCGGUGGACCUAAUAGAAUGGUUUUAACCAAUACAUUAACUGUAACAGAUCUUAUUUCUGCAAUUAGAGUAUCAACAGAAUUGACUGAUUCAGAACGAAUUAAUUUAUUAAAUAGUCUUGCUCGAGCCAUUAAUCAAUGA